AUGUUUUGCAGUGGGAAUGAGAAAGAUAAAGCAAUACCUAAAAGGGAUAGCAUUGAUGAGAAUCAGCAAACUAUGAUAAACAUUGUGGCAAAUGUUAUGUCAAUCAUAAGACCCAUCACUGACUAUAAUAACACAUUGAAUGAGAAGGAAGGACUCCGAUUAUGUGAACUAUUAAACGCUUCAAAUGUAUUGAGAGAUAAAUGUAUUAACAAAUUGAUUGAAGAGCAAAGACAUGCAGAGGCGCUCAAAGUUAUAGUCAAUAAUUGGGAACAAAUUACACAUAAUAUCAUCGAAAUGUCAAAACAGUUGACACUUUUCACGGAAGUCUGCAAUGAGGACCAAAUCGCGCUAAUAAAGUACGGGUGCAUUGAAAUGAGUUGUAUCCGACAUGUUAUGGCCUAUGAUACCCCGAACUCGCUUAUGACUAUUACCAUGGAAAACGGAAACUCGACAAUUAUAAAGUUGUCGGUCAUAAAGGAGGCCAAACCAGAUAUAUAUAAUUUAUUUGAAAAGUUUUUUGAUCAAUUUUAUCCACAAUGGAAUUGUGACCCUGUUAUAAUGGACUUGAUGAUAGCCAUAACACUCUUUAACCCCAACCGUCCAAACCUUAUAUAUAGAGAUGUGGUUAAACUUCAACAACACAUUUAUUAUCACUCCAUGGAUGAGGCGAAGUCAAGACUCAUUAAAUUAUUGAAAAGUCUUCAACUAUUGAGAACUUUGAAUGAAAUUAUUGCUAAAGAUUUCUACGAAUACGGAAACAUAUUUAUGGGACCACUUUAUAAAGAGAUCUAUGGAUUAUAA
This is a messenger RNA of Oppiella nova, 801 nucleotides long. Lineage: Eukaryota; Metazoa; Arthropoda; Arachnida; Sarcoptiformes; Oppiidae. The record is from the annotation of a GenBank genome assembly.